Ictidomys tridecemlineatus (thirteen-lined ground squirrel) is the source of this 908-nucleotide messenger RNA. It is a transcript of the gene Cldn25, whose product is annotated as claudin 25. NCBI's taxonomy places the organism in Eukaryota, Metazoa, Chordata, Mammalia, Rodentia, Sciuridae. Gene Ontology annotation, cellular component: bicellular tight junction; membrane. The record is from RefSeq and is a predicted model, not a curated record. Gene Ontology annotation, molecular function: structural molecule activity.
GAGGCACUCAUACUCCUCUGCCUCUGGAGAGGAAACAACUAUGGCCUGGAGUUUCCGAGGGAGAGUCCAGCUUGGGGGACUGCUUCUCUCUUUCCUUGGCUGGGUCUGCUCCUGUAUCACCACAAUCCUGCCCCAGUGGAAGACUCUCAAUCUGGAAUUGAACGAAAUGGAGACCUGGAUUAUGGGGCUUUGGGAGGCCUGUGUGAAUCAGGAGGAAGUUGGCACGGUAUGCAAAGGCUUUGAGUCCUUCUUGUCUCUGCCCCAAGAGCUCCAGGUAUCCCGCAUCCUCAUGGUAGCCUCCCAUGGGCUGGGACUGUUGGGCCUUCUGCUUUCUGGCUGUGGAUCUGAAUGCUUCCAGUUUCACAGGAUACAUUGGAUAUUUAAGAGGCGGCUAUGCCUCUUGGGAGGAUCCUUGGAAGCAUCAGCUUCAGCCACUACCCUCUUUCCAGUCUCCUGGGUGGCCUAUGCCACAAUCCGAGACUUCUGGGAUGACAGUAUCCCUGAGAUUGUACCACGGUGGGAGUUUGGAGAUGCCCUCUACCUGGGCUGGGCUGCUGGUAUUUUCCUGGCUCUUGGUGGACUAAUCCUCAUCUUCUCCGUGUGCCUGGGAAAAGAAGAUGUGCCUUCUCCGUGGAUGGCCCAUCACACAGCCCCACCAUCCUGCACUCAACCAGAGGAAUUUGAUGGCUCCUUCCACCUCACCCCAAGACCUAUGAACCUGCUCAUCUAGGACUGCGUCUGCCAAGGAAUCCCUGCAAUAAAGAAAUGUCAGUAGAAACCCUUCUCUUCCUUAUCCUUUAUCACUUCUUUUUUGCUCACCUACUUUUGGGGGAAGGUUGCCAUCCCAUCUGUUGAGAACUUGAUUAUCUUGGUGAUACAGUGAUCUUCAUUUCAGAAUGAAAAAUUAA